This is a messenger RNA of Acanthisitta chloris (rifleman), 358 nucleotides long. It is a transcript of the gene TMEM240, whose product is annotated as transmembrane protein 240. The transcript is spliced from 2 exons. The record is from RefSeq and is a predicted model, not a curated record. Lineage: Eukaryota; Metazoa; Chordata; Aves; Passeriformes; Acanthisittidae. The annotation marks the transcript as partial.
GCAUCAUGUCCAUUACGUUAUCCCGUACGACGGGGACCAGUCAGUGGUGGACUCCUCGGAGAACUACUUUGUGACUGACAAUGUAACCAAGCAGGAGAUUGACCUGAUGCUGGGACUUUUGCUGGGCUUUUGUAUAAGCUGGUUCCUGGUGUGGAUGGAUGGAGUUCUCCACUACGCCGUGCGCGCCUGGAGGACCAGUCGGCGAUAUGACAAUUCCUGGUCCUGGAUUCCCAAAUUUUGUAACCUAAAGGAGUUGAGGAAACGUCACCACAGGCAGUACGAGGAGGCAACUGGGAACAUGGUGCACAUCAAACAGAAGCUGUACCAUAAUGGCCACCCCAGCCCAAGGCACCUCUGA